AUGGGCACGAACGUCCACAGAACCCCCAAGUCCGGAGGUCGAUCCUUGUUCUUUCAAGAUUUAGCUUCGCCUGUAACCUCCCGAAAAUCCGGAGGGAAAUUCUCGACCCCUGGUCAAGCAGCCGCCGUCUCAGCCCUCUGGCGGGAAAAUUUCGCCAAUUCCGAUCUUCCGCCGCCGCCCGUUUUCACCCUCGAGGACCGUUACGAUCUUUCUCCGGAAUCGGGCAUCCCGGAUUAUCCUUUGUCCCCCGAAGCAAAAUCGGACCCCAAAACGCCAUUACGCAGUUUGAGCAGGGAGUUCUCGACUCCCAAGAGCAAGUCUGAUGCGAGUACCUCGUAUGCGGGGACAAGCAAGCAGCAGCUGCAGAGUCCUAUGGCGAGUUCGAGCUGGUGGUCUCCGGCGAAGAGUGGCGGCUCCGGUGGAGGUAUUCCGGCGGAGCAAGAGGAAAAGGGGAGGGGUUCUCCGGUAGAAGGGGUGGUGCAGCCGGGUGCCUUGAUUACGCUGCCGCCUCCUAGGGAGGUGGCAAGGCCUGAGGUGAAGAGAAGUUUGGUGCCAGUAGGGAAUUUGGAUGAGGAGGAUUUUUCGCCAGCUGAUACAAAUCUUGUUCUGCGGGAGUUUGAGAAGUGUGGGGUGAUCCUCAAACAUGUUCCUGGUCCAAGAGAUGCUAAUUGGAUGCACGUUUUAUAUCAGAAUCGAUCUGAUGCACAAAAAGCACUCGGCAAAAACGGCAUGGAAAUAAACGGGGUUCUCAUCAUUGGUGUGAAGCCUGUGGACCCCAUGCAGCGCCAUGCACUAAACGAGAGGAUCAAAAGCAAUGGGUUCAUGACAUCAUUACCUCCUCAGCCUUCGAGUCGAAACUCGGAGUCAAAUGGGUUCAAAGUCAACCCUUAUCCGUACUAUUUGCAGAACAGAAGCUCGAGCGUUCGGCAACCUGCUGGGACUAUGGCCACACCGGCUAAAUCAAUGGUCUCGAAAAUUGCGGACUUGAUGUAUCUCGUAGGAGUCUCGGCAGUCGUGACAGUUCAUUCGUUGAUUCAAUUGAUAAUCAACAUGUCCAAAAUUUUGCGAAAGUCUCCGAUUAUCACUUCUAGAAAUCACGCAUGGCUUAUUUUUGUUGCAGAUCAGAUAUUUGGAUAUGCAAUGAUGAGUGCCGGAUCAGCUGCAUCAGGCGUCACGAACCUGAACCGAACGGGCAUUCAUCAUUCGGCUCUUCCGAAUUUUUGCAAGCCGUUACGCGUUUUUUGUGACCGUGUGGCUGUCUCUAUAGCCUUUGCCUUCUUCAGCUGCUUCUUGCUGGCAAUAUCUGUGGUUCUUGAUGUAAUUUGGCUGUCCAUGUAUUAA
Messenger RNA from Striga asiatica, 1341 nucleotides. The record is from the annotation of a GenBank genome assembly. Lineage: Eukaryota; Viridiplantae; Streptophyta; Magnoliopsida; Lamiales; Orobanchaceae.